GCCCCGCCCUCGCAUCAAAUUCCCAUCCAUUCAUUCCUCCACCUUCCGUCAUGGUCCUUUCUUCUAAUCCCGGACCAUGAUGUUACUGUUCCCAUUCUCGACUCGGUAAACUGCUGAACUACACGGCUGGUGGGCAGAGACUCUAUCAACAAUCCCUUCUAUCUCGACACUGUCGACGACUUCACUUGUCCCCACUUCUAUGCACGAUGGUAAUCUUCUCGUUUGAGCGCUUGUCUCAUAGUCGGUUUAAGCAAUGAACGCCAGACUUGUGUGAAACGGAGUACCCAGAAUACGUGAUCACUUGCGCCAACCGCAUUGUUUAUUACAACAGCUACACCCUAGUAUUCUUCGCUCAUCUAUCGCUGUGUGGCGAGACACCGCCAGGUCUCAACAUUUAGUAUGGAUGCGCCUCCCAAUCAUCCCCAGUUGGCCGAUGGCAGCUCCAUGCCUACCCCGAGCUCCUCCGAUACUCAGGAUAAUUUUAUGGCUACUUCGAAUCCUCCCGCCGGAAUGGGCACCGCAUCGCGUACUGUGCAUAUGUCCAAUAUACCUUCCCGAAAUAGCCUACUUGGAAAGAAGCAAUUCACUAAUGCGAAAGUGGCCAUCCCUCGGCAAAGAUCUGGGGUUGCCCCUGGCUAUAGUCGACGUGUGCCUUUGGCCUGCGAAUCCUGCCGCGGGCGGAAAACAAAGUGCAGUGGUGACACGCCGGUUUGCAGACAGUGCAGGGAGCUGAGGGUGACUUGCAAAUACCCAGCGUCAUGGAGGGAACGAACUCAAGGGCAAUUGGACAGCCUCGCUGCGAAAGCCCAAGCGUACGAGAGGUUAUUGAGAGACAUUGGAAACGUUGUGGAUGGAAGAACUGCAGAGCAAAUUAGAAUUACCUUGGAGAAGUAUUCUAGUCCGGGUGGCGAGCGUGCUUCUACUGGCUCUCAGUCAAGUUCCGCGACACCCCAGGAUAAGGACAGUUGUAUUGAUGAAGUGAGCUCUUCCUCUUCUAUUGGGUCCCUAGACGCUAUCGACCGUGUGGAUGAAGAUCUGAAUCGUACUGCCCGCUCUCGAGCUACUGGUUAUAUGGGGAAGAAUUCCGAGGUCACUUGGAUGCAGAGAUUGCGAAAGGAGACAGAACAACGCAUGCGGAAGCUGCCUGGAACCUAUAAUGCGGAGCCCGAGGGUCAACUCGCCAUUCAUUCUAUGAAUUACCAUCUUGAUGAUUUGGAUAUCUCAGUCCCCGGCCCGGUGCAGGUGUAUUGGAUGCCCCCUCGACCAGUGGCGGACAAGCUAUUCGAAGACUACUUGGAAACGGUACACCCAUUCUUUCCCAUAAUCAGCCAUACACUAUUCCGUGCACAGUACAGAACCUUCUUCGAGAGCGCUGCGCGCCCUGGCGACAAAUGGUUGGCCAUCCUUAACUUGAUCUUCGCCAUAUCCGCCAAGCAUGCCCAACUAACGCAGGCACCGUGGCAUGGGGAUGAUAACGAUCAUUUGGUGUAUUUAACUCGGGCUCGAAUCCUUAGUAUGAAUGGCGAUGCUCUAUUUAGCCACCCCGAUCUUCAGCAGGUGCAGGUUGAGGGCUUGGUUGCUUUCUAUCUUCUUGCGUCGGAUCAAAUUAACCGAGCUUGGAAAAUCACAGCUUUGGCCGUGCGCUCGGCAAUCUCAUUGGGAUUGAACAUGAAGAACACUAGCGAAGGCACACCGGGAAUUUCUAAGGAAGCGCGCUAUAGGGUCUGGUGGUGUGUUUAUACUUUCGAACACAUGCUUGGAAUUAUGACGGGCAGAGUUUCCUGCAUUACGGAUGGAAUAUGUACAACACCUUUGCCUCUACCAUUCGAGGAAGACCAACUUCGAGAGCCGGCCGCGACCAAGCUUCUCAAUGACCCAGCCGUCCGCCAGGAAUUGGUGGAAUCGCCUCUAGCAAGCUCUCUUGUUCGACACAUGCCCUCAAAUCCUCACAAGGGCAGGGAAGCGAAACAUACAGACAAACUGCGUGAUACUUCAUGGUUAAAGAGCCAGCCCAUUAGUAUGGCGCUUAUCUUCCUUUAUUAUGUUGAUCUGGCCGUUGUUGGCCAGGAAAUAGUCAACCGGGUGUACUCACUGGAUUGCGUCCUGGUACCGUGGAGGCACAUUGAGAACCGUAUCGGGGAGCUCCGAUCUCGGAUUGACGUUUGGUACAGCAACCUCCCAGAGGCGUUGGACUUCUCCCGGCGUGAAGAUCAGGGUUUAGGCAUGCUCCGUGGGAAACUCUUCUUGGCAUUCCAUUACUACAGUGCUCGAAUCACCUUGGGACGUCCGUGUCUGUGUCGCCGCGAUGCUCAUCAUACUAGCCCUCAGCAGAAGCCCUCUUUUAGUCACGAAAUGGCGGAGAUGACCUUGAACUCUGCGCGCCAGAUGUUGGGCUUGAUCCCGGAUGAACCUGACCCUGUCCAACUCUAUCAGGUUUGCCCUUGGUGGUGCAUCCUGCACUAUCUUAUGCAGACGGCUACAGUUCUCUUGCUUGAGUUAUCGUUCGGUUGUAUUCAUAUGCCAGCCGAGGAGAAAGGUAUGUUCGAAGCGUCCAAGAAGGCCGUACGCUGGCUCUUUUCCAUGUCUGAAUGUAGCCUCCCGGCACGGCGUGCAUGGGAGCUGUGUGACGGCAACCUUCGGCGAAUUGCCGUCGGCAUGGACUAUGACCUGAGUGACCUUCCCACGCCUGGCUUUGAUUCAAACUCGCACGUAUCUAUGGCCCCAAACGCUGUUAGUGGUGUUGAAAUGGGCGUACCUGUCAACCAGACAACGUCUAUACCUGUUUUCUACGACGCAGGCGGCCGUCCAAAUCAACAACCCGCUCAGCACGGGUUCCAGUAUGACCAGACCCACCAAGCGUACCCCGGGAUCCCAUCGAUUGACCCAACUUUAUCGACCCUUGCCCUUUCUUCUACUGGAACGGAUGCGUUCUUCCCUUACGACCCCAUCAGUGGGGAAUUCAUUCGCUCAUUCUUUCCCAUCCCCCAUGAGGAAGAGUCAUGGGAUCAAGCUUGAGCUGCCUGAAAGAUUCAGUUCUUUGUAUAAAUUACUACCAUCAUUUCUGUUGGUUACUGAGGGGUUAUUUUCCCAUCUGUUUGUUCUUGUUCUUGAGGAAUAAUCUCAAGAUCUCAAAUGCUUUAUAUCACUCCUAUUAUGCGCGGUCAUUCGCAUGGGUUGGAUUUCACAAAAUAUCAUCGUGCAAGGAGUUAUUGUGAGAAACAUUGGGAGUUUGCCCGUACGGUGCUAGUGCUGUGGUGAUAGAUGAUGGGUGGUCGGCUCAUGAUUUUGUAUGAUUCUGAUGAACUUCUCCGGAAUUGGCUUUUGUCUACCUAGCUAUGCCUAAUGCACAACCGAAUUACUUUACAAACCAGGCAAAC
This is a messenger RNA of Aspergillus alliaceus, 3377 nucleotides long. Its product is annotated as Zn(II)2Cys6 transcription factor. The coding region runs from base 400 to 3015 and encodes 871 amino acids. Lineage: Eukaryota; Fungi; Ascomycota; Eurotiomycetes; Eurotiales; Aspergillaceae. Gene Ontology annotation, biological process: regulation of DNA-templated transcription; DNA-templated transcription. The record is from RefSeq and is a predicted model, not a curated record. The transcript is spliced from 4 exons. Gene Ontology annotation, molecular function: zinc ion binding; DNA-binding transcription factor activity, RNA polymerase II-specific; DNA binding.